Messenger RNA from Heteronotia binoei (common prickly gecko), 3377 nucleotides. It is a transcript of the gene CWF19L2, whose product is annotated as CWF19 like cell cycle control factor 2. The coding region runs from base 159 to 2897 and encodes 912 amino acids. The record is from RefSeq and is a predicted model, not a curated record. NCBI's taxonomy places the organism in Eukaryota, Metazoa, Chordata, Lepidosauria, Squamata, Gekkonidae. The transcript has 19 exons. Gene Ontology annotation, cellular component: post-mRNA release spliceosomal complex. Gene Ontology annotation, biological process: mRNA splicing, via spliceosome.
CAAAGAGCGGCACGCGUGGGCGGAACGACGAGAAGCAGAGUCCCGCGGCUUUGACGUUACGUCGGUCAAGGGGACUGCGCAAGCGUACUGAAGAGCGAGUCAGGGGCGGGCUUGCUUUACGGCAGCAGCCAAUCGCCCUCUUUUGGCCCUUGACAAGCAUGGCGUCCGGGUUUGAAAGCGAGUGGAGUUUGGCGGCGCGGAAGGAAGAGAAGCGCCGCCAGCGUGAGGCGUUGCUACAGCAGGCAAAAGCUGAUUAUGAAAAGGAACAGCGACUCAAAGAGCUGAAGCGACUGCGAGGGGAGGAUACGUGGAUGCUCAGUGAUGUGAAUGCACGUGUGGAGGAGUUGGAAAAGGAACAUUCUGUUACCAAAAAGAAGAAAAAGGAGAAGCACUCGAAAAAAUCAAAAAAAGAAAAAAAGAGGAAGAAGCCUAAAACCGAAAAAAAUGUUGAAUCAUCCGAUAGUUCUUCUGAUUCUUCAGAAGAAUGGGUAGAGGCUCCUGUUUCAGAGUCCUCUAGCACAGAAAAUCCUUGGAACGUAAAGAAAGAACAGCCUAGCACUGUAGAAAGCCCAGCAGCAGUUCAGAGGGAUGAGUGGAUGACCUUAAAUUUUAUGACUAUGAAAACACUUUCUUCAGCAUCACUGAAGGCUGAAAAACAGAAAGAAAAAUUAUUGGAGCAACAAAAAGCUCAAGCAAGUGAGCAGUUCCUGCUUUCUGAAAGAGAGCUCAACCCAUACUGGAAGGAUGGUGGCACGGGUUUACCAUCACAAAAGGAUAAUUCAGUAAAAGUGGCCGUGGUAGAAGAUGGUGGGUUAGGCUGGCUGAAGAAAUCCUACCAAAGAAUGAAGGAGCAGUCUGAGAGAGAGAACAGGGAUUUGGAAGAAAUCAUAGCCGAAAGAUACGGUUCAGUAGAGCUGUUUGAGUCGAGAUUAAAAGAAGCUGAGAGGGCUGCAGUCCAAAAAGAAAAUGAGCAUCGAAGAUGGCAGAAGUCUGAAUAUUCAGAAGAGAGUCGUGUGAGACAGAGGAAGGACAAAGAGAAGCAAGGGGAGAGGGAUGGAUAUAAAGGAAAACCUAAGAACAGGGAAGGCAAAGACUAUUUUCAAGAGACAAGAAAUUACGUGAGAGAUAGACUCAUGGAAGAUAAAGAUCUAAGGCAUAGUAGUAAAGGCUCUGCAAUGAAAGAUUUUUCUUCUAGGACUGCACAGCAUUCUCAUCAAAGAAGUUGUGAGGAAUCAUUACCAAGCCCUGCGAAACCUGCAUUUUGGAAGCCUCAUGAAGAUGGAGGGCAAGAAGUGCAGAGCUUUUCUUCAUCAAAAUUACAUACUCAAGGUUCUGUGACUUGUGGCUUCAGAAAGCCUGCUUAUGAUACUGAGGAUGAUAUUCCAGUGAGACAUGGCUUUAGAAAGCCUGAUUACAGUACUGAGGAUAUUCCAAGAUGGCGCCGAACACAACCAAAGGAAGGAGAUGGAAAACCAUCCACAACUGAAAUGGCAACCCUUGAUGAAAAGCAAUCCAAAACUGAAAUGGCUAUCACUAGCAUAGAGAAUGAUCCAAAAGAGAAAAAAGAAGAGAUUGCAGAAGAUGUCUUGGAAAGCAAGGAGCCAUCCCACAGUAAAUCAUCAUAUUUAGGUUCUGCUGCAGAGGAUGAAAGUUCCCAUAUUCUAAGUGAAGAGGAAAUGAAUAAACUGGGAGCCAAGAUUGUGAAAGCAGAAUUGAUGGGAAAUAUGGAUUUAGCUGCAAAGCUUCAGACCCAGCUUGACAAGGCACGCAAGCUAAAAGAAAGCAGAGCACAGAUUCCAGCUAGAAAGUCUGAGGAGGAGGAGACGACAAGCAUCCAAGAAGACUAUGAUGUUAUCCUUGUGAGAACUGAUAAAUCUGGUAGAAGCUGGCCUGUGAAUGCUCCAGGAGAACCAAUGGAACCAAAAGGAGGAAGGAGGAAAAGACAGACUAUCACUACUCACAUGGAUAAGGAAAGGGUCAGAUAUUUUCAGGACGAUGAUAAUCUGAGCCUGAAGGAUUUGGUCAGGAAUGAAAAAAUGAGAACAGCAGAGGAUCAAAAUAAGCUUUUCAUGAGAAUGGCUUCAAAGUUUUCAGAUAAAACUGACAGGGAGUACUACACACUGGACGACAUGUUUGUUUCGAACGUUGCCAAGGGUGAGCGCAGUGGUGAAGAGGAGGAAAGACAGAGGAAGCAAGCUGUCCAGGAGCACCGGCAGCUUGCUGCGUGCAUGGAAAAGUGUCCCCACUGCUUCGGUAGCCCCGAACUUCCAAAACAUCUGAUCAUUGCAAUAGGUAGCAAGGUCUACUUAUCACUGCCAAACUACCAGUCCCUUACUGAAGGUCACUGCCUGAUCGUCCCUAUGCAGCACUACACUGCAGCCACGCUCCUGGAUGAAGACAUCUGGGAAGAAAUCCAGGCAUUCAGAAAAACGUUGGUAAAGAUGUUUGAAGCUGAAGACCUGGACUGUGUCUUCCUUGAAACAAACCUGAGCACAAAGAAGCGGUACCACAUGGUGUAUGAAUGCAUCCCUCUCCCAAGAGAAGUUGGGGACAUGGCUCCCAUCUACUUCAAGAAAGCUAUAAUGGAGUGUGACGAAGAAUGGUCCAUGAAUAAAAAGCUGAUUGAUCUGUCUUCAAAAGAUGUUCGCAAAUGUGUUCCAAAAGGCUUGCCCUACUUCUCGGUAGACUUUGGGCUACAGGCAGGGUUUGCCCACGUCAUUGAAGAUCGGCACAAAUUCCCUCUUUAUUUUGGGAAGGAAAUCAUUGGCGGUAUGCUGGAUUUGGAGCCCAGGCUCUGGCGUAAAGGACUGCGCGAGAACUUUGAGGACCAGAGAAAGAAGGUGUUGCAUUUUGCUCAGAGGUGGAAACCAUAUGAUUUCACCAGAAGCAAAGACUGAUGAUCUGAACAGUGAUUCUGAUACUACCAGGUGCUGGAGACGGAAGCCCUAAAAACCACCUGAAACCAUACAGAUUGUUCCUGUAAAAAGAAGGAGAGCAGCACUUCUUCAGCAAUUGACAGAUGCUUGCAUAUUCUUAGAGAACACUGUAAGAGACAGACAACUUUAACGGGGCAGUGGUUCAGAGGCAGAGAUACAAGAAUACCUGCAUUCUGUUUUUGUGCCGCGGUGUGGAUGUUAAUGCUUGGUAAAAAUUAAGCUAUAAUUCUGAUAAAUGAGAAGGGUACAGAAAUGUCUUUUGGAAGCUUUGCUUCCCAGCUCCUCCAUCUUCCUGUGUACAUUCUAUAAAACGCUCUCCUGUCUUUGCAGUCUACACAGUGCAGUGUCCUCCCCCCUCCUUCAGCACUAUGCCAAUUCUUUAUAUUUUAUGCCUUCAAUGUGCUGCUCAAGGUGUACAUUAAAAAAAACAACAACCCACAA